AAGAUCUCAGUUGGGGAGGCCAAAGGUCUUAGUUAGUACUAACAAUAUACUCAACCACAACAAUACUCACUACUGCCAGCUCGAUUUUUGGAAAGUUAAAUAGCAUACGACACAGAUACACAGGAUCACACCAUGCCGCCUUGUCGGCUGCGCCAGACGGGAAUGGGCUUUAAGCCGAGUAAUAAGAACCGGGAGAAGGAUGGCGUGGCACCGCAUCCAGUCCAUCCUCGUUCUUCCCGUUUCCAUGGAUUCUUGGGCAUGCCCUACGUGCAGCAGCACGUGAUGGUCGAUGAGCGAUGGACUCCCAUCUCGCUGACUGAGCAGUUCAAGGGCAUGACCGACCUAUUGACUCGUCGCUUGGUUUUCAAGAGUCAUGAAUCCAAAGCCGAUCGUCAGAAAAACCAACGCCUUAAGAGGCGUCUUAACAUUCAAUGUCGUGAUGGAAACCUUAAAUUGCAAAAUGUCCUUGUGGGUGAUAACGCCCAAAUGAUACGAAACUACUUGAUCAACCACAGGGACAUGCAACGUUUGUACCAGAAGAUGCCCAUCCAUCUGGUGGUCGACAACAUUAAUCAGAGGACAUUUGUUAUGCGCAAGGAGAGGGAUCGUUUGGAGUUUCGUUUGUCGCAACUGAAGAAGCAGUAUAAGGAUCAAUUGUUGGAAGAAGCCUUGCUGGAAAAUCGCAUAAAGUUUGAACACGAAGCGCUAUUGGACGAGGAAGUUAACUCCCGGAUCUUUCUUAAAAAGAUUGAGAACUCGAACGUACGUCUAAAGGCUAUCAAGACCAUUAAUAACACAUACAAGAAGAUGAUUCAAGUUCUACUCCACGAUGAGAUAUUCUAUGAACCCAUCUUGAUUUCUCUGGGCGAGGACUUGAAAGAUCAGAAAAGAUUCCUUCAACACAUACUCUAUUUGGGCAUUCCGGCCAUUGCCAAAUUCAAGGAGCUCAGUGAUGAUUUUCGCAAUAUGGAAACAAGGUUUCGGAAUACUCUGCAGGCACAGAUGCAAACCUUAACCGCUUAUAGGCGAUCUCGGGGCCCGUCGGCCAUGAACUUCAACAAGACAAAGGAGGCGGCACCACUCAACGACAUCAGGAGAUAUGUCAGGGAGACCAGGAGCAUGAUGAUCCUUAAACUAGAGUUGAAAGCGGUCGAGAAAAUUAUCAAGGAGGUGAAGUUUGUCACCCUGUGCUCCCAGGCCAAGGAAAUCUAUCCACGAAUGAAAAGCCAAGUGGAGAACAAUGAAAAACUGCAUCGUAAGAUUGUUGGCUCAAUGUUGAAUCAUGAGAUGCUAAAUACAAAAGAGAGGUGCGCCAAUGUGCUAAAAGGAGUUCUAGUCAACAAUCUCUCAGAUGAGGAAAUCAAACGGUUGGAAACCAUUGCUGAAUUGAAGAAUAAAUUAAAAAUUGGUAGAGAUUUUAAACAAGGUACUCUUAAGCAUCUCGAAAAUCGAGCGACUGCUUUCUUCAUGAUGAGAGUGAGUAUUUGGAAUCUUUUGGAGAUACUGCGCCACGUUGAGCGUCAACCAUCAAAACGACGAACCAAGUAUCCCAAUUCCUAUUUGAGGUUGCCGCUGCUGAAGUUUGAAAUGUUCAACAUGAGGGCCGUUGCUCCAGAAAUAUUUGAUGAAGACAUGGAUACCAUCUUAAACAGUGUCAAGCGUAAAAUCUACAAGCUGAUGAAACUGUAUCCGCAGGAAUUAAGUUCUUCGACUAUAGCGGCCCAUGUUGAACGUUACCAUUGCGAUUUCUUGGCCAGUUUGGAUAGGAACGCGGAGGCUGAAGACGAGGCGGCUCCACAGGGUGCUCCGGAAGACGAUCUCCUGCAGGAGAGCAAGGCCUUCGCCUCUGUUCCGAGUCGCAAGCAGAUCAAGGCCCAGAGUGCUAAGGUGAUGGAAGAGGCCGCCAAGCAGAAUGAAUAACUUGUUUUCGAAAUAUUACCAAUUAUAUACUUUAAUACA
Drosophila bipectinata is the source of this 1959-nucleotide messenger RNA. RefSeq lists its product as uncharacterized. Lineage: Eukaryota; Metazoa; Arthropoda; Insecta; Diptera; Drosophilidae. The record is from RefSeq and is a predicted model, not a curated record.